AUGUCUCUUGCCGAGCACCAAUUCUUGGGGCGGUCAAGUAGUCUAGAUAAUGCGAAUUUUUCUCGAAGCAGCUCGUCUCUUGGCUUUAUAAACGCUCUAGUACGUCGAGAUGCGGGGCAGGGGAGCUGUCCACACUGGCAGUCGAAGGCACUGGGGCUGGGCGGGGAAAACGGUUUCACACCUGCUUCCUGUGUUCCUCGAACGUGUCGGCGAAAGAUUAGUUUCCCUAUUUUGGGGCGUUUCUGCCGGCGCAGUUCCCUGUUGCUUGCCGCUGGUCCCGUCACAGCGGUGAACGACGCGGCGCACCCCGACUUGGACGCUAGCGGUGAAGCGGGACCCGCGGCCAGCUCUCAGCCACUCGUGCGAGCGGAGUUAACGCUGCAGCCUGUUGCGCCAUCAAGGGAAAGUAUAACCGUCGCGAGGAAGCUGGAAUCGAGUCGGCUCGUCAGCGAGGCUCUGGCAGCGGAACGAUCUGGUCACUGGCAGGUCGCUGUAGCACGCUAUGAACAAGCGCUUGUUCUGUGCCCGUCAGAAGGGAAGGUUUGGAUGCUUCUCGCACGUGGCUGGGAGCGUCAGCGUCACUUUGAUCAGGCUCGAAAUACGCUUCGCAGAGGUAUUCAGUCCAAUCCUGGUAACCCUUUUCUGAUCCAGGCCCUAGCAGACCUCGAAAAGUUGUUACGGAACUGGGAACGCGCUCGAAAGCUUUUCGCACAGACCCUGGAGGUUGAACCGAAAUUUCUCUCUGCAUACAACUCCUGGGCGAUGAUGGAGGAUGAACUGGGCAACGUCCAACGGGCAUACGAAUUGCUCGUUCGGGGACUUCGCCUCGACCCGAGCUCCACUCGCCUCCUGAGAUCGCUCGCUGUCCUUGAAGACAAAUAUGGACGGAGCAAGUUCGCGCGCAACCUCUUAGACAAAGCCCUGGAAAAUGAGCACGAGAAUGUACAUCUGCUACACGCAGUAGGUGUUCUCGAGUUUAAGCAGGGAAAUCCGGCCAAGGCAAGGGCUUCGUUCCUCAAGGCAAUCUCGGCAGAUCCCUCGUUUAUGCAGGCGUAUCUCUCGCUCGCACAAAUGGAGGAAUACCUCGGUAAUAUUAGUGCGGCGAGACAAGCCUACAUCAAGGGCCUCGCUGAGGCACGAGCUCGACCGCAGCCCAGUAACAUCCAGCUUGACGGCGUCGGUGGCCCCGUUGCGCUGUGGCAGGCCUAUGCACGCCUCGAAGAAAAGUGCAAGAACUUACGCAGCGCGAGACGCGUUUACGCAGAGGCAGUGGCACGCUUCCCGAGCGAUGUUCGUCUUCAUUGCGAAUAUGCAAAACUCGAACUUCGUCUGGGAAAUCUGAAGACUGCACGGAAUCUGCUGUCCCGGGCUAUCGAGGUGGACGAUGGAUACCCCUACGCCUACCAGUAUCUGGGUUUGGUAGAGCAGGCCGACAUGCGCAUAGACGCUGCUCGCAACAUCUACUCGAGGGGGAUCGAACGCUGCAGUGCAGCCAACAGUGAGAGUCGAUACCCAAUAGACACUGCUUCUCUGUAUCACAGCUGGGCCUUGAUGGAAUGGAAAUGCGGUGACGUUACAAGUGCGCGCAAUCUUUUUGAGCGUGGCCUCAAAGUUGACCGCUCAGCUGGGUGGCUUUGGGCUUCAUACGCGCGGUUUGAGGCCGAUCUCGGUAACGACGACCUCGCUCAACACUACUACGCGCGAGCGGUGAACGCUUCUCCCAAGGAUCCAGCCAUCUGGAAUUCAUGGGCUGCAUUCGAACGACGUCGCUGUAAUCAGGAACGUGCCGACACCUACGCGAAACGUGCCCUCGAGCUACGACGCUUUGAUCAGACGCGCGGUAUGGAUCCCAUUCGACCGCUUGCUCGCCGUCGUUUCAAGGCUUAA
Molecule: messenger RNA, 1887 nt
Organism: Cyanidioschyzon merolae strain 10D
Lineage: Eukaryota; Rhodophyta; Bangiophyceae; Cyanidiales; Cyanidiaceae
Product: similar to psbB mRNA maturation factor Mbb1
Exons: 1
Coding region: 1-1887 (628 amino acids)
Biological process (GO): mRNA processing; regulation of translation
Cellular component (GO): nucleus
Molecular function (GO): single-stranded RNA binding; mRNA binding; protein binding
Source: RefSeq, a predicted model, not a curated record